Messenger RNA from Durotheca rogersii, 925 nucleotides. RefSeq lists its product as uncharacterized. The coding region runs from base 95 to 586 and encodes 163 amino acids. The record is from RefSeq and is a predicted model, not a curated record. NCBI's taxonomy places the organism in Eukaryota, Fungi, Ascomycota, Sordariomycetes, Xylariales, Xylariaceae. The transcript has 2 exons.
UCGCGGCUUACGAUGUCGAACGCAGGCACCUUGGGGCGGUCUGCUUUGGGGGGGCGAAGCUUCGCGGAGGCGCCGGACGGGACGGGGGGGGCAGAUGUUUGCUAGGCGUCUCCGUUCGCUUUCCGCUGACGAUUUGCGACUCCCUGGCACGGCUCCGCCGCAUUCCCGCCUCCUGCAGAGGCGACUACGCGCAUGGGGUGUGCGGCUGCCUGCUUGCGUGACGGCGGGCCAAUGCUGCACGGCGCUCGUUUGGGAGCGCACAAGCGCACAGCGCACGGCGCGCCCGGGCACGGUGGUGGUGGCGACGGCAUCGAGGUCGUCUGAAUUGGGACAUGCAAACUCGGCUCCGCAAAGGGUACCUACAUGGCUAUAUAUGCGUAUACGUGCUACAUAUGUAUACGCCUACAUGUGUGUGAAUGGUGAUAGAUCGGUCGGCCGUUUGUCUAGGAUCGGUUCGAGUGCCGUACUGGCUGUCUUUCGGGCUGGCUACCUACGUAGAAGCACAGGGCAUGCCUACGGAUGGACGGCCUCUGGGAUUCUCGAGGGACCCCUGCGACCCCAGAGCGACGCGACACGCACGGCGUAAUUAGAUGAUGAGUUAUACGAUAUGACGGCCGUCGUCCCCCGCGAGACGGCCCUAAUCAGGGGUCUCUCUGCGGUCUCAUGUGCGCGUGGAUAUGUGUACGGCGCACACGUACUCGAGCGUGUGAGCGUGCGAGUGCGAGUGUGUGGCAUUACAGCAUGAAGCUGGCGAAGCUGGAUUGACGCGUUUCCGAUGCCGUCGGGUGUUACCCCUGACAGGUAAAUAUAAUCAACCUGUCAGCUAGAAACUAGAAGAACCUCGAUCCCCGUGUCACCGUCGUAUCGGCUAUUCCGUCCAGAUGCUUGACGGCACCGGUGGCUUCUGUGUCACAGGUGCGGAGUC